CUCCCUCUCGGCGGCGGCCAUGGCGGAGGGCCCGGAGCCGAAGCGGCGGCGGGCAGAGGCCGGGGCCGGGGCCGAGGCCGAGGCGGAGGCCGGGGCCGAGGCGGGCGCGGAGCCGGGCCCCGGAGCCCCGUUCCCGCUGGGCUCCGUGCGGCUGCGGCGGCUGCUGCGCGACUCGGCGCGGGAGAAGGCGGCCUUCGUGCACGGCCAGGUGACCGGCCCCUCGGGAGAGGACACGGACGCUGUGCUGAUCCUGGAGAAGACUCCCUUCCAGGAGGAGAAGAUCGAGGAGCUGCUGAAGAAGCACACCAAGCUGGAGCUACAGAUGUCCAACGACAUCUACAGCACGUACCGCCUCUACCCGCCCCCCGAGCUGAGCGAGAUAAAAACCACAGUGGUGUACCCCGCCACAGAGAAACACCUGCAGAAAUAUCUCCGCCAAGAAGUGCACCUCAUCCGUGAAAGCUGGGAGGAUUACAAGAACAUAACGCUGCCCUUCAUCCAGUCCCAGAGCUUCAGCAUCCAGUGGGUGUAUAAUAUCCUGGAGAAGAAAGCUGAGGCUGAUCGAAUCAUCCAUGAAAACCAAGAUCCCUGCAACGGCUUUGUUCUAGUUCCAGAUUUUAAGUGGAAUCAAAACCAGCUGGACGACCUCUACUUGAUAGCCCUCAUUCAGCGCCGGGACGUUAAGUCUCUUCGGGACCUCACAGGGGAGCACCUGCCUCUGCUGAAGAACAUCCUGCAGGAAGGCAAGGAAGCCAUAGUAAAGCGCUUUGGUGUGCCUGGAUCCCAGCUGCGAAUCUACCUGCACUACCAGCCCUCCUACUACCACCUGCACGUGCAUUUCACUGCCCUGGGCUAUGACGCCCCGGGCAGCUCCGUGGAGAGAGCCCAUCUCCUGGCAGACGUGAUCGACAACCUGGCGCUGGACUCGGCCUACUACCAGAAACGGGCCCUGACCUUUGCCCUGCGGGCUGAUGAACCUCUGCUUAAGAAGUUCCAGGAGGCAGGAAGAGUGUGAACUGGCAGAGCCAAUGUGGAGUUGCUUUUGUAUCUUUUUAUCCUAAUAAAUGUGUUGUGUCUUUUUUUUUUAAAGGGUUUUGUUGCUUUCUUUUUAUACUUGGGUUUUGUACAAAUUGGGGCCGACAGCCCAUUGCUAUGGAAACUGUUCCUUCUGCUUAAGUCAAUUAAAACCUUGAUUGAGUAA
Molecule: messenger RNA, 1201 nt
Organism: Cygnus atratus (black swan)
Lineage: Eukaryota; Metazoa; Chordata; Aves; Anseriformes; Anatidae
Gene: DCPS
Product: decapping enzyme, scavenger
Exons: 6
Coding region: 20-1015 (331 amino acids)
Biological process (GO): deadenylation-dependent decapping of nuclear-transcribed mRNA
Cellular component (GO): nucleus; P-body
Molecular function (GO): RNA 7-methylguanosine cap binding; hydrolase activity
Source: RefSeq, a predicted model, not a curated record